Molecule: messenger RNA, 1014 nt
Organism: Caenorhabditis remanei
Lineage: Eukaryota; Metazoa; Nematoda; Chromadorea; Rhabditida; Rhabditidae
Exons: 3
Coding region: 1-1014 (337 amino acids)
Cellular component (GO): cytoplasm
Molecular function (GO): cysteine synthase activity
Source: RefSeq, a predicted model, not a curated record
AUGUCGCGUGAAUUGAUGGUCGAGAAUGGCGGUGAACUCAUCGGAAAUACUCCACUUCUGAAGCUCAACAAGAUCGGAAAAGGGCUCGACGCGUCGAUAGCCGUCAAGGUGGAAUACAUGAAUCCAGCGUGUUCCGUUAAGGAUCGAAUCGCCUAUAACAUGAUAGAUUCAGCUGAAAAGGCGGGAUUGAUCACUCCAGGAAAGACUGUCUUGAUUGAACCAACUUCUGGAAAUAUGGGAAUUGCAUUGGCCUAUUGCGGAAAACUCCGCGGAUACAAGGUGAUUCUGACGAUGCCCGCAUCGAUGAGUAUCGAACGUCGUUGCCUUCUGAAGGCCUACGGCGCCGAAGUGAUUCUCACGGAUCCGGCGACAGCUGUGAAGGGAGCCGUUGAGAGGGCGGAGCAACUUCGUGACGUCAUUCCGAACGCCUACAUUUUGAAUCAAUUCGGAAAUCCGGCGAAUCCUGAGGCUCAUUACAAGACGACGGGACCAGAAAUCUGGAGACAAACACAGGGAAAAGUGGAUAUUGUGUGUUUUGGUGUCGGAUCGGGAGGCACUUGCACUGGUGUUGGACGCUUUUUGAAGGAGAAGAAUCCAAAUGUCAAGGUCUACCCAGUUGAGCCAUUCGAGAGCUCUGUCAUCAAUGGACUCCCACAUAGUCCACAUAAGAUUCAAGGAAUGGGAACCGGAAUGAUUCCUGACGUUCUCGACUUGAAACUCUUCACCGAAGCCCUACGUGUCCAUUCGGAUGACGCCAUCGCAAUGGCGAAACGACUCGCCGACGAGGAGUCGAUUCUUGGUGGAAUCUCGUCUGGAGCCAACGUUUGUGCCGCUGUUCAGUUGGCCAAGAGACCAGAGAAUAAGAGAAAAUUGAUUGUGACCACAGUGAACAGUUUUGGAGAACGUUAUUUGUCCACGGCUCUCUACGCUGAACUCCGCGAGAACGCUGCCAACAUGAAGCAGUUGAAUCUCGAUGACUCCAUCAAGAUCGUCAAGGCCUAUUUGGGACUAUAA